CCGGCAACGGUCUCCUCCUCCGCCGAUUCACCGCGGGUAUUUCCGGCCUCUUUCGGGCUUUUUCGUCCGGCUCCCGCGCGGGUCUCUCCACUUCGGGUAUUUCCGUGUCCCGCUCGGAGGUGCUCGGCAGUCGCUCGGCCGCCCCCAUCCCCCGGUAACGGUCGCUGGUGAGUUUAAAUGAGCCGGGGCUGGCCGGGCCGGAGCCACUGCGGGGGGGGCCUGAGGCACUGCAGAAAGUGGGCCUGAGCCUCAAGGAUGACGGUGCUGCAGGAACCCGUCCAGGCUGCUAUAUGGCAAGCACUAAACCAUUAUGCUUACCGAGAUGCAGUUUUCCUUGCAGAACGACUAUAUGCAGAAGUACACUCAGAAGAAGCUUUGUUUUUACUGGCAACCUGUUAUUAUCGCUCAGGAAAGGCAUAUAAAGCAUAUAGACUCUUGAAAGGACACAGUUGUACUACACCACAAUGUAAAUACCUGCUUGCAAAAUGUUGUGUUGAUCUCAGCAAGCUUGCUGAAGGGGAACAGAUCUUAUCUGGUGGAGUGUUUAAUAAACAGAAAAGCCAUGAUGAUAUUGUUACUGAGUUUGGUGAUUCAGCUUGCUUUACUCUUUCAUUAUUGGGACAUAUAUAUUGCAAAACAGAUCGGCUUGCCAAAGGAUCAGAAUGUUACCAAAAGAGCCUUAGUUUAAAUCCUUUCCUCUGGUCCCCCUUUGAAUCAUUAUGUGAAAUAGGUGAAAAGCCAGAUCCUGACCAAACAUUUAAAUUAACCUCUUUACAGAACUUUAGCAACUGUCUGCCCAACUCUUGCACAACAGUAGUAUCUAAUCAUAAUUUAUCUCACAGACAACCUGAGACGGUUCUUACAGAAACACCCCAGGACACAAUUGAAUUAAACAGACUGAAUUUAGAAUCUUCCAAUUCAAAGUAUUCCUUGAAUACAGAUUCCUCAGUGUCUUAUAUUGAUUCAGCUGUAAUUUCACCAGAUACUGUCCCUCUUGGAACAGGAACUUCUAUAUUAUCUAAACAGGUUCAAAAUAAACCAAAAACUGGUCGAAGCUUAUUAGGAGGACCAGCUGCUCUUAGCCCAUUAACCCCCAGUUUUGGGAUUUUGCCAUUAGAAACCCCAAGUCCUGGAGAUGGAUCCUAUUUACAAAACUACACUAAUACAUCUUCUGUAAUUGAUGUGCCACCCACCGGAGCCCCUUCAAAAAAGUCUGUUGCCAGAAUCGGCCAAACUGGAACAAAAUCUGUCUUCUCACAGAGUGGAAAUAGUCGAGAGGUAACUCCAGUUCUUGUUGCACAAACACAAAGUUCUGGCCCACAAACAAGUACAACACCUCAGGUAUUGAGCCCCACUAUCACAUCUCCCCCAAAUGCACUGCCUCGAAGAAGUUCACGACUUUUUACUAGUGACAGCUCUACAACCAAGGAGAAUAGCAAAAAAUUAAAAAUGAAGUUUCCACCUAAAAUUCCAAACAGAAAAACAAAAAGUAAAACUAAUAAAGGAGGAAUAACUCAACCUAACAUAAAUGAUAGCCUGGAAAUUACAAAAUUGGACUCUUCCAUCAUUUCAGAAGGGAAAAUCUCUACAAUCACACCUCAGAUCCAGGCAUUUAAUCUACAGAAAGCAGCAGCAGAAGGUUUGAUGAGCCUUCUUCGUGAAAUGGGGAAAGGUUAUUUAGCUUUGUGUUCAUACAACUGCAAAGAAGCUAUAAAUAUCUUGAGCCACCUACCUUCUCAUCACUACAAUACUGGUUGGGUACUGUGCCAAAUUGGAAGGGCCUAUUUUGAACUUUCAGAGUACAUGCAAGCUGAAAGAAUAUUCUCAGAGGUUAGAAGAAUUGAAAAUUACAGAGUUGAAGGCAUGGAGAUCUACUCUACAACACUGUGGCAUCUUCAAAAGGAUGUUGCUCUUUCAGUUCUUUCAAAAGACUUAACAGAUAUGGAUAAAAAUUCACCAGAGGCCUGGUGUGCUGCAGGGAACUGUUUCAGUUUGCAACGGGAACAUGAUAUUGCAAUUAAAUUCUUCCAGAGAGCUAUCCAGGUUGAUCCAAAUUAUGCUUAUGCCUAUACUCUAUUAGGGCAUGAGUUUGUCUUAACUGAAGAAUUAGACAAAGCAUUAGCUUGUUUUCGAAAUGCUAUCAGAGUCAAUCCUAGACAUUAUAAUGCAUGGUAUGGUUUAGGAAUGAUUUAUUAUAAGCAAGAAAAAUUCAGCCUUGCAGAAAUGCAUUUCCAGAAAGCACUUGAUAUCAACCCUCAAAGUUCAGUUUUACUUUGCCACAUUGGAGUAGUUCAGCAUGCACUGAAAAAAUCUGAGAAGGCUUUGGAUACCCUAAACAAAGCCAUUGUUAUUGAUCCUAAGAACCCUCUAUGCAAAUUUCACAGAGCCUCAGUUUUAUUUGCAAAUGAAAAAUAUAAGUCUGCUUUACAAGAACUUGAAGAAUUGAAACAAAUUGUUCCCAAAGAAUCCCUUGUGUACUUCUUAAUAGGAAAGGUUUACAAGAAGUUAGGUCAGACACACCUCGCCCUGAUGAAUUUCUCUUGGGCUAUGGAUUUAGAUCCUAAAGGAGCCAAUAACCAGAUUAAAGAGGCAAUUGAUAAGCGUUACCUUCCAGAUGAUGAGGAGCCAAUAACCCAAGAAGAACAGAUCAUGGGAACUGAUGAAUCCCAGGAGAGCAGCAUGACAGAUGCGGACGACACACAACUUCAUGCAGCUGAAAGUGAUGAAUUUUAACUUCUGCAAAUCAGACUUUUACAACUGGAUGUGUGAUUAGUGCUGACAUGUUUCUUGUCCUUCCAUAUACUGAGUCUUCACUCUUGAGCCGGCAGUGUCAUCAUCCAUUACUUACACAAUGAGUAUGCCACUUUCAUUGGACCCUGACUGUACACAGAAUGAAAGGCAGUGCAAUAUUUAGCUGCUAACAAGACUGGCUCUUUCACCAGUAUAAAUGACAAUUUAGGGGGUAGGGUGGGGAACUUUCUUUUUUCUUUAAUCUCCCUUUGCUGGAAAACUAUCAUGGAAGGAAGAGUUAUGUUUUAUCUGAAGGAACCAUUAGAUAUGGAAAAUAGUGAUGAACCAGAAUUUCUUGGUCAUUUUUCCAGAUUUUUGUUUUAUUUGGUUCUGUUCCUGAUAAACAGAGUGACUGACCUUCAUUUCUAGGUUCUUCAAGAAUGGUGUUAGAAAGUGCCAGAUGGAACAAUAAAAGACAUUGCCUAUAACAGAAUAACUUGAUUGCCAAGGAAUGUAAAUUACCUUAAACUUGCAGUGUCUCCCAUAAACAAAUGUAAUGGACAUAUUGGGACUCAUGUUUAGGAAUCAAAUAUCCCUCCAUACAGUGUACACUUAUUCUUGGCAAGAAUGCUUUAAUGUCUAACCAAGAAAUUUAAUUUAUUCAUCUUGCUUCAAAGUGUUGAUCAUUGUUGUCGGUAUCGCAAACUUUAAAGUUGGUCCUUGCCAUAUUGCCUCUUCUCUGAGCUCUGUGGGAUCACCUUUAACAUUCAGAGAUGAUAGAGUGGUUGCCCACUGAAAAGCCAAAACAAUACCCUUAAUAACCAUUUAAGUUCACCAUAGGAAUAAAAAUGAGAACACUAAAGUAGAGAGACUUUAAGAGAUCAUAAUAGUGAAAGCCUUAAUACAAUCAGAAUUGUACCAUAACCUUGAAUCUAUAUUUGUUCAAGACAGUAUCCCUUUGAUUUUUCUAAGUGUUUAAGCAGGGUGCAAGAAUGUAUAUUUACCUUUGGUUGAGGUCAUUUCCAUUCUUUUCGGCUCUCUGCUUCAAAUUAUUUUCAGUAAUGUGAAUCACCAAACAUUUACUGAGAGUGGUUGGGUUUAGGAUAUUGGAAAUUUUUAGCUGGAAAAAAAGUUCUUAUGAAGGAGAUAUGUUCUCUCCUGAGUUUGUCAUAAUAUAGGUUGGUGUCUUUGGGCAAUGGCCACAGUUUUAAAGACCUAAUUAUGUGUAAUAAAAUGGGAAUUAUUGGAAUUUCACAGUAACAGAUUUAAAAGUCUUAAAUUGUGUAUCUCCUUUAUUGUAAUGUAUUGAAAUUUUUAGAGAAACUUUAGUUGUUAACAUUUUAUUAAGUGCCAAUGUCAGAAUAUAACAAAUUAUAGUUUCCUAUGAAUGACAGGCCUACAGUUAUUUUGGAUUAUUUGAUGAAGGACAAACUUAUCUACUGGUUACCUGUAUUAGUCAAGCUGUGAAAAUGAGGUAGAUUACAGAAGAUGUGAAAAAAAUUUAGCCUGCAGACUCAGUAAUUUCCUAUCAUUUACUAUUAAUCUACUCAUUUAAAUGUGGAUUAGAUACUAUUAUAAAAUAAUUCAAGUCAGAGUCUCAGUUAGGUAUUGGGUGCCAGAAAGGUAUUUAACAAAAUUUCCUACCUAAGUCUAUGUAUAUGUGCUGCUUAAAAAUCAGUUUAUAAGAAAAAGGAAAGGUUGGGAGUAAAUGAUCAUUAAAAAUUCCAAAGGCCAGCACUUGGAUUCUAAUAAAUAUUCCGUUUUAUUAUC
This is a messenger RNA of Eptesicus fuscus (big brown bat), 4500 nucleotides long. It is a transcript of the gene CDC27, whose product is annotated as cell division cycle 27. Gene Ontology annotation, molecular function: protein binding. Lineage: Eukaryota; Metazoa; Chordata; Mammalia; Chiroptera; Vespertilionidae. The transcript has 19 exons. The record is from RefSeq and is a predicted model, not a curated record. Gene Ontology annotation, biological process: cell division. Bases 256 to 2733 code for a protein of 825 amino acids.